Messenger RNA from Salvia miltiorrhiza (redroot sage), 757 nucleotides. RefSeq names its product light-harvesting complex-like protein OHP2, chloroplastic. The record is from RefSeq and is a predicted model, not a curated record. NCBI's taxonomy places the organism in Eukaryota, Viridiplantae, Streptophyta, Magnoliopsida, Lamiales, Lamiaceae. The coding region runs from base 162 to 626 and encodes 154 amino acids. Gene Ontology annotation, cellular component: chloroplast thylakoid membrane. The transcript has 2 exons.
UCCCCACAAAUUUGACCAAGCAUGAGAAUGUUCACAAACUUGGCCACAUCUUAUCCACACAUUCCCCUCUUUCAAAGCAGCAUUGAGUCACCAUCUUCUUCCUUCUCCCCCUCCAGUCCACACAAAACCCUCAUCACAAUCUAAACAAUCACAAAGAAAAAAUGUCAGUUGCUUCAUCACCUUCAUUUCCAUGUAUCAAACUCCGCACCCCAUCAUCAUCAUCUUCUUCUUCUUCACCAGCUGCCUUGAGAUUUACCGUAAGGAGCUCUCAAGCUGACGGCCCUUUAAGAAGACCCACCGCUCCCACGCCGGUGAAGCCGUCGCCGCCGUCACCGCCGGCCGCUCCCACGGCGGCGACUGUGGCGGUGCAAGACAAGAAUGUGAUAACCUUGGAAUUCCAGAGGCAGAAGGCUAAGGAGUUGCAGGAAUACUUCAAGCAGAAGAAGCUUGAGAAAACCGAUCAAGGUCCCUUUUUUGGCUUCAUUGCCAAGAACGAAAUCUCCAAUGGCAGAUGGGCAAUGUUUGGUUUUGCUGUGGGAAUGCUAACAGAGUAUGCGACGGGCUCAGACUUUGUGGACCAACUCAAAAUCCUCUUCUCCAAUUUCGGAAUUCUUGAUCUUGAUUGAUUUUUCAUCUUCUCUAUUCUCUUUGUAACGCCUUCUCUUCUUUUCUGUGGUUUUGAAUCAUUUGUAUCAAUGACACACAUUUUUCACAUACAUAAUUAAACUCACCUCAUCCAUAUGUAUAUUUUGGAAUA